Molecule: messenger RNA, 780 nt
Organism: Sphenostylis stenocarpa
Lineage: Eukaryota; Viridiplantae; Streptophyta; Magnoliopsida; Fabales; Fabaceae
Source: the annotation of a GenBank genome assembly
AUGGAUAUUAACAUGAAGAAAUCACUGCCCACAGAACAGAAGCAGAAUAGUGAAGACAUUAGAAAAGGUCCAUGGAGCCUUGAAGAGGACACCAUUCUCCAAAACUACGUUGCCACCUACGGCGAGGGUCGUUGGAAUUCCGUCGCACGCUCUGCAGGAACUUAUCAUACUCUCUUCAUACGCUGUCAAACUCUCUCAGCAUUGCUAAGAUGGUUAAACUACUUGCGCCCUGAUGUUCGUCGUGGAAAUAUAACACUCCAGGAACAGUUAACCAUUCUUGACCUUCACUCUCGGUGGGGCAAUAGGUGGUCGAAAAUUGCUCGGCAUCUUCCCGGUAGAACAGACAACGAAAUAAAGAAUUAUUGGAGGACUCGAGUGAUUAAGCAAGCAAGGAAUCUCAACUGUGACGUCGACAGUAAACAGUUCAAAGAUGCCUUGCGUUACGUGUGGAUGCCCCGUUUGAUUGAGCGGAUUCAACCAUCAUCGGAAACUCACGACCCGCCCCAUGUGCCAUCCUCCAAACUUGACUUGAUCCCGGAUCCCCCGGUCCAUCACCAAAUCGGGUCACACGGUUCGUGUUCAGGUUCCACAACCUUGGAUUCUGAAGAAUUGGGUUAUAAUGUUUCAAUUUGGGGCGGAUGUGAAGACUUGGAACAGGGGACUGUCACGGUGCCUUUAGGUGGUGGGGACUUAAUGGAGAGUUUUUGGGAUGAUGAGAAUCUGUGGCUUAUGCGACAAAUUUGUGAUGAUCUGGAACUUAAAGACAAUUUCCUUACGUGA